AUGGCGACGAUGACGAGCUUGAUCGGUCUUAUCAACAAGAUCCAACGAGCUUGCACCGUCUUGGGAGAUCACGGCGGUGAGGGUUUAUCUCUUUGGGAAGCUCUUCCGUCCGUUGCCGUCGUCGGUGGACAAAGUUCAGGGAAAUCGUCUGUGUUGGAAAGUGUAGUUGGAAGAGACUUUCUUCCUCGUGGAUCUGGUAUUGUUACACGAAGGCCGCUGGUACUGCAACUUCAUAAAACUGAAAAUGGCCAGGAAUAUGCAGAGUUUCUUCACUUACCAAGAAAGAGAUUCACUGACUUUGCUGCUGUGAGGAAGGAAAUAGCAGAUGAAACAGAUCGAAUAACUGGGAAGUCAAAGCAGAUUUCAAAUCAUCCUAUUCACCUCAGCAUUUAUUCUCCAAAUGUUGUAAACUUAACCCUCAUAGAUCUUCCUGGGUUGACGAAGGUUGCCGUAGAGGGACAACAAGAGAGUAUUGUUCAAGAUAUUGAAAACAUGGUCCGAUCGUAUGUUGAGAAGCCAAACUGCAUUAUCUUAGCUAUUUCUCCCGCCAAUCAAGAUAUUGCCACUUCAGAUGCCAUAAAAAUUGCAAAAGAAGUUGAUCCUUCAGGUGAAAGAACAUUUGGAGUGGUUACAAAACUUGAUCUUAUGGAUAAAGGAACUAAUGCAGUUGAUGUUCUUGAGGGAAGGCAAUACAGGCUGCAGCAUCCAUGGGUUGGAAUUGUGAACCGUUCACAAGCUGAUAUUAAUAAAAAUGUUGACAUGAUUGCCGCUCGAAGGAAGGAACGUGAAUAUUUUGAGACAAGUCCUGAAUAUGGACAUUUGGCGCAUAAAAUGGGCUCAGAAUAUCUUGCCAAGCUUCUAUCUCAGCAUUUGGAACAAGUUAUUAGGCAGAAGAUACCUAGUAUCAUUGCUUUAAUAAACAAGACCAUUGACGAGCUUAAUGCAGAGUUAGACCGCAUUGGCAGGCCGAUUGCCGUGGACUCUGGGGCCCAACUAUACACUAUUUUAGAAAUGUGUCGUGCAUUUGACAAAGUAUUUAAAGAGCACCUGGAUGGAGGGCGUCCUGGUGGGGAUCGGAUAUAUGGAGUUUUUGAUCACCAAUUACCGGCUGCUUUGAAAAAGCUACCCUUUGAUCGCCAUCUUUCCUUAAAAAAUGUCCAAAAAAUUGUCACUGAAGCUGAUGGGUAUCAACCUCAUCUGAUUGCUCCAGAACAGGGUUAUAGAAGACUUAUUGAAGGGUCUAUCAGCUAUUUCAAAGGCCCAGCUGAAGCCUCUGUAGAUGCGGUCCACUUUGUUUUAAAGGAACUUGUACGAAAGUCAGUUGCAGAAACCGAGGAGUUAAGAAGAUUCCCAACGCUUUCACAUGAUAUUGCAACUGCUGCAAAUGAAGCUCUGGAUAGAUUCCGAGACGAAAGCAAGAAGACAGUUUUGCGGUUGGUUGAUAUGGAGUCUAGCUAUCUAACUGCAGAUUUUUUUAGAAAGAUUCAUCUCGAACCAGAAAAAAACCCAAAUGGACCACCAAAUUCAAACCGGAAUGCUCCCCCUAACACGGACAAUUUUACUGACAAUCACCUCCGCAAGAUUGGAUCAAAUGUAAGUGCUUAUAUCAACAUGGUCUGUGAUACACUUAAGAAUACUAUACCAAAAGCCGUAGUCUAUUGCCAAGUCAGAGAAGCCAAGAGAUCACUGUUAAACUACUUUUACGUCCAAGUUGGAAAGAAGGAGAAGGACAGAUUGGGUGCCAUGUUGGAUGAAGACCCAGCUCUAAUGGAAAGGAGAAAUCAAAUAGCUAAAAGACUUGAAUUGUACAAGCAAGCUAGAGACGAUAUUGACUCCGUGGCCUGGAAAUAA
This is a messenger RNA of Lathyrus sativus (Indian pea), 1851 nucleotides long. The record is from the annotation of a GenBank genome assembly. Lineage: Eukaryota; Viridiplantae; Streptophyta; Magnoliopsida; Fabales; Fabaceae.